Messenger RNA from Iphiclides podalirius (scarce swallowtail), 243 nucleotides. NCBI's taxonomy places the organism in Eukaryota, Metazoa, Arthropoda, Insecta, Lepidoptera, Papilionidae. The record is from the annotation of a GenBank genome assembly.
AUGGAGAUAAACGUGGCGAAAAAGCGGGGGAAACGUGGCGAGGGGUGGGAAAUCAUUUCGAGGGGUUCACGCCCUGGACAAGUCGGACUUGAUGAUAUUCACGACAGUAUGGAGAUAGAGAAAGUCGGACUUGAUGAUAUUCGGGGAAACGUGGGGGUUCACGCCCUGGAGGGGUUCACGCCCUGGACAAGUUUGAUAUUCACGACAGCAUCGGACUUGAUGAUAUUCACGACAGCAUGGAGA